AUGAUUCACAAAAUACCACUUGUAUUCGGUGUAACAUGGCUUUACCUUGGUGGCGCACUUGCUAAACACAACUGCGACAACAGACUCUGCAUGACAUCUUUCCGCUGGUGCGACUCAAGCCCGUGUAAUUUCCCCAACAAUAUCCUCUCGAUACACAGCGACCUCGACGACCGUAAUACUGGGUACGGCGUCAUCCUUGGCACUGGCGAGUACAACAUCACCUGGAUUCACGCCGACUCGGAUUAUCCGGUUUCAAUUGAGUGGCGGUUCCUUGUAGGCGAGACAGAGCCUGACUACGGCGGAAAAACUCUUUCCUGGGGAGUCAACACAACGGAUAGUCACUAUGUCUUCAAACCUUACGACCUAUUCGCCAAGAUGGCAUCCUCCCCCAAAUUCAACCUGACACAAACCGAAAUCCGUAGUCUCGCCAGCGGCAUGAUCAACGUCAUUUUCAUCAGACAACCAGGAAAGGGUGACGCUCAGGAUGGCUGGCAGGACGUGAGCUCCCAGUUCUCGGUGCAGAACGGAUGGGCUAUUACAGCUGCCCAAGCACAGUAUGACAUUGGAAAGAAGAAGGAGGCCGACAGGUGGAAGCUGGGUAUCGGUAUCGGUGUAGGUCUUGGAGUUCCGUUCGUGAUGACUGUUACUGGGCUUCUGACGUGGUGGUUUACCAAGAAGAGGUUAACGUCAGAAGCCCCCAAGACUACAGCUUAAAAUCCGAAAACACUAGGUAGCUAAUCACAGGUUAUGUGUGGUUGCGUGGUAUAGCUAGCUAUAUGUGCUUUAUCAAGUUCUUACGAGUUAGUUCCA
Molecule: messenger RNA, 810 nt
Organism: Fusarium vanettenii 77-13-4
Lineage: Eukaryota; Fungi; Ascomycota; Sordariomycetes; Hypocreales; Nectriaceae
Exons: 2
Coding region: 1-714 (237 amino acids)
Source: RefSeq, a predicted model, not a curated record